AUGGAGAAGAAGCGAGAGAACUGGUUGAGAAGAAGGGAGAAAUGGUGGAUAAGAAGCGAGAGAACUGGUGUGGAGGAACAACAAGGUAAGUAAGGGGGGGGGGCGGGGGGGUGGGAGAAGGGAACCAGAAAAAUUGCUUUAGUCUAGAAUAAGGUCGGCGUGGGUCUAUCACUAUUUUUCGGUCAAGCUUUUUUUUGUUCUUACCUAAAAAUUUGUUUUUCAUUUUUUUGUUAAAAAAAUGAGUUUUUGUCGGAAAUUUUUAAUUUUUUGCCCUAAAAAAUUUUUUUUUCUCAAAAACUUUCAAAAACCGAUAAACCCACGAUGAUUGAGUAUACACUGCUCCAAGGGCAGGGUAUUUCAAACAAAAACGACCGAAAGUCCGGACUUUAGCAAGCCUUCUGAAGUCGCUGAGUGCGGGAGCGGGUGGUGCGUGUUCCAAAAACAAAUUGCGUCUCUCACCAUGCCUAUACCUCCAAUUCCCAUGUCUUGAUCUCGGCAAAGGUGUCCUUGGCGCUGCCUUCAGAAAGCAGCUUAAUACACCGUCUGUGCCGGAUGAGUAG
Molecule: messenger RNA, 560 nt
Organism: Bursaphelenchus okinawaensis
Lineage: Eukaryota; Metazoa; Nematoda; Chromadorea; Rhabditida; Aphelenchoididae
Source: the annotation of a GenBank genome assembly